AUGGCGUCGGCGAAGACGGUGUUGCGACUGGCCAGCAAGAGGCCGCUGGGCUCAGCUCCGCAGUCCUCCAAAUCGGUGCAACGCGCGACUUUCAGCCAGUCUACAAGGCAAUCUCAAGAGAAGGCUGGGAGUAAAGCAAUAGAUGAGAGAACACCUGCGCCCGACCUCCUAUCAGAGCUGCGCAAGGCACCUCGACCUCCCAUGGGCAAGCUCUCAGCCCCGAUCGUCAACGAUGCGGACAAAUAUGCGGACAAGGCGCUCCCUCUGCAUCAAUACGGCCAGUACCUCAUGUCCUGCCUACCAAAAUACAUCCAACAAUUUUCGGUGUGGAAAGACGAAUUGUGUAUCUACAUCCCUCCUUCCGGCGUCAUCCCCGUGUUCAGCUUCCUCAAAUACCACACCGCGGCGGAAUACACCAUGGUGGCGAGCAUUACUGGUGUCGAUUUCCCCACCAAGAACUACCGAUUCGAGGUCGUCUACAAUCUGCUUAGUGUGCGACACAACUCAAGGAUAAGAGUCAAGACGUAUGCAGAUGAGACAAGCCCCGUGCCUUCGAUCACCUCACUGUACGACGGGGCCAACUGGUAUGAGAGGGAAGUUUACGAUCUGUAUGGUGUCUUUUUCACCGACCACCCUGACCUGCGUCGGAUUAUGACGGACUAUGGCUUCGACGGGCACCCCUUACGCAAAGACUUCCCGCUGACAGGAUACACCGAGAUUCGAUAUGACGAGGAGAAGAAGCGCAUCGUGGUUGAACCUCUUGAGAUGACACAAGCAUUCCGAAACUUUGAAGGCGGUACAAGUGCUUGGGAACAGGUUGGCGUUGGCUCGGACCGGAAACCGCCCGAAUUCAGGUUGCCCACCCCCAAACCGGAGGAGAAGAAGGAAGAGAAGAAGUGA
This is a messenger RNA of Cladophialophora yegresii CBS 114405, 900 nucleotides long. RefSeq names its product NADH-ubiquinone oxidoreductase 30.4 kDa subunit, mitochondrial. Lineage: Eukaryota; Fungi; Ascomycota; Eurotiomycetes; Chaetothyriales; Herpotrichiellaceae. The transcript has 2 exons. Gene Ontology annotation, molecular function: NADH dehydrogenase (ubiquinone) activity. The record is from RefSeq and is a predicted model, not a curated record. The coding region runs from base 1 to 900 and encodes 299 amino acids.